This is a messenger RNA of Capsaspora owczarzaki ATCC 30864, 2689 nucleotides long. RefSeq lists its product as hypothetical. The transcript is spliced from 10 exons. Gene Ontology annotation, biological process: protein import into nucleus; poly(A)+ mRNA export from nucleus. The record is from RefSeq and is a predicted model, not a curated record. Gene Ontology annotation, cellular component: nuclear pore. Bases 29 to 2587 code for a protein of 852 amino acids. NCBI's taxonomy places the organism in Eukaryota, Filasterea, Ministeriida, Capsasporidae. Gene Ontology annotation, molecular function: structural constituent of nuclear pore.
CUCAGAGCUCAGUCUCUCAUUUUCUCCAAUGUCAAUCUCGUUUGCCUCGCUUGUGGAGGAGUCUUCGCAGCUGACGCAGCAGGAGGACGAGCUGCCCAUCAUCGAGCAUGGUCCUGAGCAAGUGGAGCACGUCUCCCGCAAGCUCCUUGCCAAGACCCAGCGGACGCUCGACACCACCCAGCAGACCAAAGCACAUUACUUGCUGGCGACCCGCGGAUUCGAUGCAGACAAGUACACGAGGAAUCUCAACUCGAUUUCGCUCGCCACGUUCGAGCCACUCGAGCCAAUUGGUGACACGGACAUUCAGUCCUUCCUUCGCCACGAGCACGAAAUGCUCAUUCUCACUGCUGUCGAGGAGGCCAAGCGGAACACUGUCUUGCAAUUUAACAAUAACUUUGUUCGCGGGCUCGAAGACGACUGGGAGCGCGUCAAGAAGCAGCUCGAAGCAUACCACCCACGCUUGAGCGUGCUCGAUGCCGUGCCAAUGGAUGUGAAGGCCCGAAACGCUGUGAACGAUUCCUUCAUCAGCCAAACGCGCUCCAGCAGCAUGACCCCCGUCAUGACUCGUUACAGCCGCAUUGUCACUGCGCUCAACGACUAUCGCCUUCAAAACAAGCCCGUGGAUGUCAUGACCCAAUUCCGCAUCAACGCCGCCCAGCAAAUCGAAGCGCAGAGCACGCGACAAAUCUGCGACUUGUGGCAGCUGCUCGCAUGCAUGGCCGGUGAAGUGCAGUACCAGGACGGAAAGUUUGUACGCAGCGCGCAGCCGCCGCAGGAGGGCUCGUUGCAGGACGCCUACCUCAAGUCUGACUUGCAGCUUCGCCGCUCGUUUGUGAUGGGCGCCCGUCACUUCCUUGGUGUUCAGUAUCACGAGAUGAUUGGCACGCAACUCACACGCCUCAAAGUCAGCCGCAGCCAACCGCCAUCGUUUGUGGCGGACGUGCGCAGCUACGUGCAGGCUGUGAUUGUGCCGCAGCUACGGCAGAUGCUGCCCCAUUUGAACAUGUUUGAUCCCGAUGAUUCAAACCUGCCAGUCUGGGCCGUCAUCUUUUACUGCAUGCGGUGCGAGCGCUUUGACUGCGCUCGUGACGUGGCCGCGCUCAACCCGAAGACCAGCGAGUUUGCCAACUAUCUUAACGAGUACCUCAGCUCUGAGGACAACCGCCUGGGACCGCAGUCGUCCAACCGUCUCACCUCGCUCUACCGCAAGGAGUUUGGUCUGCGUGCAUCGGUCCUGAAUGCCGACCCUUUCAAGAAGGCGGCCAUCAACAUCAUUUGCCGCUGCGACGUGUCCCCCGCCGUCUUUGAAGAUCGUGCUUACAUUCGCAACAUUCAAGAUUACAUGUGGAUGGAGCUCGUGCUCACCCGCGAGACCGAAAUGGACACGGCCAACGAGACGCACUACUCGCUGCACAACUUGCAGGCAAAGCUCCUCAAGUGGGCGCCGGCGCACUUUAAGACUGAGCUGUCUUACUUCCACGCGCUUAUUCUCAGCGCUCAGUUCGAGACGGCCGUCAACUUUUUGCGCGACGUCAGUGCUUUCUUUGUCGAGGCGGUUCAUUUUGCUGCCGCUCUGAAUUAUUACGGCCUUCUUCGCGCUCCACGCUCCAUCGAUGCGCCAAUGUUCUCUUCCGUCACUGCCGAUUCUGCGCCAACGUUCAACUAUGCUCAGCUGAUUGCUGGCUAUGCCAACUCGUUCGCGCGCACCAAUAGUGACGACGCACUCGAGUACCUGUUCCUGCUCAACCGCAUGCCCGCUCCAGAGUCCUUGACUUCGCGCAUUCCGAAGUCCGCGUCCUUCCCGCAACCGCUGACUGCCUUCCAUCUUGCCUUCCGGGAUUUGGCUCUCGAAACGAAGGACUUUGACACUCUUUUGCUCAACACGACGCCGGAAGGCGCUGUUCGGACACGCGGUCACAUUAAGCGCUUCGUGCAGAGCGAUAACGAGGCCAAGUUCUUGACCAGGUUGAUUGCAGAAGACUGUCUUGCCAUGGGCAAGUUCGAGGAUGCCGUCCGAUUGCACGAUUUGGCCACGGAUUAUGAGCGAGUGCUCGAGCUGCUCAACCGUGAGCUCCGAAACGUGCUCGUCUCCUCCUCGGGCCACGGCUCACAUCGUGCUCGUGUCAAGGACCUUGCUCGGCAGAUCGACGAGGCAUACCAGAACAUUCCCCACGUCAACGAGCAGGUUGGCACCUUGCGACUGCUUCGUAACUUGAUGGAAUUUUUCGACCUGUUCCACAACCAGCAGUAUGAGCAAGCUCUUCAGCUUCUCGAUGCUCUCAGCCUCUUGCCACGCGAACCUGAGUCGGCUGGCGAAAAGCUCAGCAAUGCCAAGCAAUUGCCGGCCGAGGUCCAAAGCAAUAUUCCGGAACUUGUGCUUGCGGCCAUGACCAUUUAUUUCAAAAUGUUUUUCGCCGCGCGCCAACACCAGCGCUCUUUCCGUGCGUCCGAUGGUGGUACCAACCAGCUGCUGGACGAGUACCGCCGACGUGCUGAUGGUUUGAUGGACUUUGCCGGGCGCAUGUCUGAGGUCAUGUCAGGCACGAUGAAUGCGCGACUCACCAACAUGCACGCGCAAAUGGGCUGAGACGUUAGAUUUUUUGUUACAACAUGAAAAAAGAAGGAAAAAAAAAAAAAACUACAACAGUCGAAUAAUAAAACGAACAAUGCUCCAAAGCACAAACUCCAA